Messenger RNA from Trichobilharzia szidati, 1532 nucleotides. The record is from the annotation of a GenBank genome assembly. Lineage: Eukaryota; Metazoa; Platyhelminthes; Trematoda; Strigeidida; Schistosomatidae.
AUGCUACUGUUUCCUCAAUCAGUUCUUGUUCUACUGGGCAAUAUACGUCAUAUUUGGUCUAAUGCCAAAUUACCACAAGAAAAUAUUUUGUGUGCCUGUGUACAAUUUGUCUUCAAGGAUUUCAUUGGGUCUGCUUUUGGUGAGCCUGAACUAUUCAAUAUCACCCUUGAUGUUAUUCCAUUUCGCAGGAUAUUCCGGGUUCUAAAAGAAACAGUUGAAAUUUUUCCUUCAUUACUUCUCGAGGGUGAUAACUCUGUGUUAUCCAAUAUUGUAGCUAGUCAAAAAAGCUCAACAAGUAAAUGCGAUGAUUGUGCACAGAUCAAAGUUGAACAGAUAAAAACAUUCACCAAGUUCAUAUUUGGUGCUGCUGAUUCCAUGUCCUUUUCAGGUAGUUUGCUAGGAGAGCAAUCUGAGAAUGUAUCACUCAAUAAGAAUAUUUCUCAGUUUGAUGAGUUAAAUGACGACAUUUCAACGAGUUCAUUCAAUGAUGGUGUCAUUUCCGUAACUUCUAAUGAUUUGAAUAUUCUGAUUGGUUGUAUUCGUAUUCUUUUGAAAACAAAACCGAAUUCUGAUCCACUUCUUAAAUUGGUCGAUCGUUUACCCUCUCAAGUACCUGGUGCUACGAUUGGAGUGAAACAGUCUUUUGAUAAUACUUUGAAGGCAUCAGAUUCAGAUAUGAAUACAAUAUCUGCGGUGUUGGUUGAUAUAUCAGAAAAUAAUAUAGCUAAAACAAUAACUCGUGAAAUUAGUCGAUCAAAUAGCAAGGCACCAUCAUCAUUAUCACCACAAAGACAACGUAGUCGUUCAUUGAAUCGUCUAUUCACCAUGAAGCAUAAAUCUGUUAGUCAUACUGAAGAAAUACAUACACUGAAUAAUAAUGUCGCUGUUGCUCCUGUUGCUGCUGCUACUGUUACUACUACUCCUACUACUAGUGGACAAAGUUCUAUCCAUCGAAGAAAAGAUAUGCGGUCUAGUAAUAGCGAGAAUUCAGAAAUUGUUUAUUUAUUCGAUUUAAAUACUACAUAUCAUGAUAAUAAUAGUCAUAAUGACCAUGAUAGUUUACUUCCUGACGCUGCAAUGAAUAGAAAAUGGAGAUUUGUGGUUAACGCGAAUAAAAAUGAACAUGAUCAUGAAAAAUUGAAUAAUUCUGUUGUCGAAGCGACUUGUUCAUAUAAUGGUGAUAGUGUUCCAAUGAAUCACAAUUAUUCAAAUGUAAUUAUAAAAAGUCAACUGAAUGGCAUUAGUCCUGGCGAUUGUAGUUUCGAGGGUGCUUGUGCUGGUGGUAGUGGUAGUGUGAUCAGUGGCACUGAUGAAUCGAUGAGUAGAUCAAGCUGUGAACAUCAUCAUCAUCAUCAUUCCAUCGAUGAAAGUCAUACAACAGCAAAGGUCACUGCUAGCAGUGAACAACAACAUAGCGUUUUUGAAUCUCCGUGUCCUGCAUUGGUAAACACCACCGGUGGCUUAAACAAUGACAACCAUUCAAAGAAUGACUUUUCACAAGAUCAUUUUCUAACUAGUCAAAGGUCUAGUGA